UCCAUCAAUUCCGUCUGCUUUACAUCUAAUCCAGGCUACAACCACUGAUCAUCGUCUCGUUACCGCCGGGGAAAAUUUCUACCACAACGAAGCCUGUGCGUAUCCCCCGUUGCAUCCCGGCUAUUCCGAAUCGUGCCAUUUUUGUCUGACUCUCGGUUUCGCACCAGUUGAAUCUUACGGUGAUCAGAAAAUCAAAGCUGUAGUUUUGCCAAUGGAGAAAGCAAAAGAUCCUAGCCUCUUUGUUAAUGAUGGUUCGUUCAUGGAGAGGUUUAAACAGCUUGAGCAAGAGAAGGGUAAUACUGCUAUUGAAUCAAAGGCUUCAAAUGCAACUUCAAACCUGUCCGGAAAUUCAACUCCAAAGAUUGUGAUUAGUAAAACAAACUUUACAAUAAAGGGGAAUGAGCCUAGGAAACCCACCCCUUCUGGUUCCGGUGGAAAACUUGCAUUCAGCUUGAAACAGAAGUCUAAAAUUGUGACACCUCCUGUUAAGCUGGAUGAAGAUGAGGAUGAAGAUGAAAAAGAUGCCGCAAAUCCUUCUGGAGGUGUGGCAGUAAAACGGCAAAAGCUGGAUGAGCCCAUUGUUUCUGUGCAAUCAUCUAAGCAAUCUGUUGUUGUAGCAGCACCUCCUCCACCAAGUGAUCCGACAGUGAAGAAAGUUGCAGACAAAUUGGCAAGUUUUGUGGCCAAGAAUGGAAGGCAGUUUGAAAAUGUUACCCGUCAAAAAAAUCCCGGUGACACUCCCUUUAAGUUCUUAUUUGAUGAAAGCUGUCUAGAUUAUAAGUACUAUGAAUAUCGGCUUGGUGAAGAGGAAAAGGCUUUGUCAAAAUCCAGAGAUCCUCAAUCUCCUCAAAGUGGUGGCACAAGAUCAUCCACUUCUAAUUCAGGAGGCAGCAGUUCCCGAAGGUCAUAUCAAGAUAAGUCUAAUUAUCAAAUCCCAGCAUCAGCUUUGUAUGAAACGUCAGAUUCUUCCACCAGAACUUCUGCAGCACUACCAACACCUGGUGAUCCAAUAGCAAUGAUGGAGUAUUACAUGAAGAAGGCCGCCAAUGAAGAGAAAUUGAGGGCUCCAAAGUCAUCAAAGGACGAGAUGCCACCACCCCCUUCCCUACUAGGAUCCACGGCUCCGGGAAAGAAAGGGCAUCACAUGGGAGAUUAUAUACCGCCUGAGGAGCUUGCCAAGUUCUUGGCAACGUGCAACGAUGUGGGCGCGCAGAAAGUUGCCAAGGAGCUUGCUGAUCGCUCCAAAAUCCAGGCUGAUAAUAUUGGUCACAAACUUCUCGCUAAAAUGGGAUGGAAGGAAGGUGAAGGUCUGGGAAGUUCUAGAAGUGGGAUUGCAGAUCCGAUAACGGCAGGUGAGGUGAAGUCCAACAACCUUGGUGUUGGUGCUCAUAAUCCUGGGGAAGUCACACCAGAGGAUGACAUUUAUGAGCAGUACAAGAAGCGGAUGAUGCUCGGCUAUCGGCACCGGCCUAAUCCUUUGAACAAUCCUCGGAAGCAAUAUUACUGAUUUUUCCUGGAUUGCUGUUAAGGAAUGCCAUGUACCAUCUCGGUAAAUACUUGUGAGGCAAAAUCCAUUUUGAUCUUUGUAUCUCAACAGAUUGGACCUCCCUCCAAAGGAAUGUAUUUAGAGCUGAAAUUUGUACUUGUUCUCGGUUUUUUUUAUUCUUGCUAUUUUCCUGUUUCGUGAAACUGUGUUUUGGAUGUUUAUUCGUUCAAACUCUACACAUUUUACUGUGUAAUCUCCAUUUAAGAUGUUGCCUGCAGCAUGACCCCGCGUAGAUAAAACUAGUAAUUUACAGCUGAUCUUUUUUUAAAAAAAAAUCUACUUUUAUUAUACAUUUGAUUAUAGUUUCUUACUCAC
This is a messenger RNA of Cuscuta epithymum, 1861 nucleotides long. The record is from the annotation of a GenBank genome assembly. Lineage: Eukaryota; Viridiplantae; Streptophyta; Magnoliopsida; Solanales; Convolvulaceae.